AUGCUGUUUGUCUAUUAACUAUGUAUCUUCUUUUAGUCAUUACCUCCUUUCCAAAAGUUUAUCUUAUUAACUAAACAUGUUUGGUAGGAAAAAUACAAUUCUAGUUGUUUGUUUGUGUUAAGAAAAAUAAAAUAAAUAAAGAAAUACCAAACACGAAGGCUACAUUUGUUUGCAUGGCGGAAAUGUCUAUGAAUAAACUAGAGGGCAAAGUAGCCAUAAUUACCGGCGGAGCGAGCGGCAUCGGCGAGGAAACGGCUCGUCUUUUUGCUGCUCAGGGCGCUCGUGCGGUUGUGAUCGCCGAUAUCCAAGACGAGCGAGGCCGGCGUGUAGCCGAGUCCAUCGGCCCAAACUGCAGCUACAUCCACUGCGACGUUGCAGACGAACACCAAGUCAAAGACAUGGUGGAAUCAACGGUCAAGAUUCACGGCCAGCUCGACAUCAUGUUCAGCAACGCAGGCAUCAUCAGUCCCUCCGAUCAGAAGCUUCUCGAUCUCGACUUCUCCGAAUUCGACCGCCUCUUCGCCGUGAACGUGCGCGGCAUGGCUGCCUGCGUGAAGCAGGCGGCGCGUGUAAUGGUGCAGCGGCGCGUGAGGGGAAGCAUCGUGUGCACGGCGAGCGUGGCGGGUAGUAAAGGUGGGCCUAAGCGGACGGAUUACUACAUGUCUAAGCACGCCGUGAUUGGGCUGGUCCGGUCAGCUAGCCGGCAGCUGGGGGAGCACGGAAUUAGGGUGAACAGUGUGUCACCCUACGCGGUGGCGACGCCGUUCAUGUGCAGGGCGUACCAGAAGGAGGAGGAGGAGAUGGAGAAGCUUUUUGAGCCUUUAACGUGCUUGAAAGGGACUGUACUGAAAGCGAAACACGUAGCUGAUGCUGUGUUGUUCCUUGCCUCCGAUGACUCCGCAUUCAUCUCCGGGCACGACCUCGUCGUCGACGGCGUUCAAGACUCCGCAUUCAUCCCCGAGCACAACCUCAUCCGGGACGGCGUUCAAAUUGGUGGGUAGUCGGUUAAAAAUAAUUGCAAUGUCACUCCUGACUGCACAAGUGUAAUUACGUGUUUAAUAAAUCAAAUGAGUGAAAACUUAUUUGAUGGUAGAAAAUUUUCAUUUAAAGAA
Cornus florida is the source of this 1112-nucleotide messenger RNA. Its product is annotated as (-)-isopiperitenol/(-)-carveol dehydrogenase, mitochondrial-like. NCBI's taxonomy places the organism in Eukaryota, Viridiplantae, Streptophyta, Magnoliopsida, Cornales, Cornaceae. The record is from RefSeq and is a predicted model, not a curated record. The transcript has a single exon. The coding region runs from base 174 to 1001 and encodes 275 amino acids.